AUCGUCGAGACGACCGUGACAAGGAGCGAGAAAGAGAUAGGGAUCGCAAGGAACGACAAGGAAGAAGAGACCGAAGCCGAGACAAAAGGAGUUCGCGCCGUUCUCGAAGCCGAGAUCGUGAUGGAAGGGAUCGACACGAUCGCAAAAGUGAGCGUCGAGAUAGAAGUCGGUCUCGUGACCACAGAGUCUGUUUUCGUUGUCACUAUUAGCGUAUGCAUUGGUCUAUUUAGCUAG
Messenger RNA from Strongylus vulgaris, 234 nucleotides. Lineage: Eukaryota; Metazoa; Nematoda; Chromadorea; Rhabditida; Strongylidae. The record is from the annotation of a GenBank genome assembly.